ACUUAGGCAGAGGAAUGGGAGUUUGCACAAGGGUGUUUAUAAGGGAUUAGUCAUGGGAAGUAGAUUUUUACUCCCAUUCCCUUGUUUGGUAUAUGAUGGAAAUUAGCGUGGGAUAAAACUCUGCUCACGAAUUAACAGGGUGCCCCCUGGGAAGAAAUAGGUGGGAAUUGGCUUCCUCGACUCCCAUUGCCCUUCCUACUUAAACUCCCAUUCCCUCUAAUCAAACAGUGGACUUUUAAUCUCCUCACCUCUCAACUCCCAUUCCCCAUCUCGAAUUCCCCCGAACCAAGCACGCUGUCAAGAUGCAGAUCUUUGUGAAGACCCUGACAGGCAAGACCAUCACCCUCGAGGUUGAGUCCUCAGACACCAUCGACAACGUCAAGGCCAAGAUCCAGGACAAGGAGGGCAUCCCUCCGGAUCAGCAGCGUCUCAUCUUUGCCGGCAAGCAGCUUGAGGAUGGCCGGACCUUGGCCGACUACAACAUCCAGAAGGAGUCCACACUCCACCUGGUGCUGAGGCUCCGUGGCGGCAUGCAGAUCUUCGUCAAGACCCUGACCGGCAAGACCAUCACCCUGGAGGUCGAGUCCUUUGACACCAUUGACAACGUGAAGGCCAAGAUCCAGGACAAGGAGGGCAUCCCUCCGGACCAGCAGCGUCUCAUCUUUGCCGGCAAGCAGCUUGAGGAUGGCCGGACCCUGGCUGACUACAACAUCCAGAAGGAGUCCACACUCCACCUGGUGCUCAGGCUCGGAACAGGCAGAUUUGAGCUGGGCCCGCAGGGUUUGGAAUUGGGUCGAGUCCUCUGACACCAUCGACAACGUGAAGGCCAAGAUCCAGGACAAGGAGGGCAUUCCCCCGGACGAGCAGCGUCUUAUCUUUGCUGGCAAACAGCUCGGCGAAGGGGCCAUUCAACCCGUGGAGGCACCCCAAAACCAGGGUCAAGCUCAUAUUCUAAAUGUGACGAUAAACAACACUGUUGUUAAUAUUAACAACAACUUUGUUGUUCCUCCGGAACAGGCAGAUUUGAGCUGGGCCCGCAGGGUUUGGAAUUGGGUCGAGUCAUCUGACACCAUCGACAAUGUGAAGGCGAAGAUCCAGGACAAGGAGGGCAUCCCCCCGGACCAGCAGCGUCUUAUCUUUGCCGGUAAGCAGCUUGAGGAUGGCCGCACCCUUGCGGACUACAACAUCCAAAAGGAGUCCACCCUCCACCUUGUGCUCAGGCUCCGUGGUGGCCAGUAAGCUCCUGGCGAUGGGGCUCUGCUUCUGUCUGGGUUCACAAGUCUCGGGUGUCUUCGGUGUCCUUCAUGUUGUCCUCUGUGUCUGGUUGCCUGAUCCUGUGCUUGUUUCUGUACCGUACUGUGAUGCAGUGUUGUCGUUCGUAUCUUAUAACUUCUGCUGGUGUGCAGCAGCUUUGGUGAAAAUAAGUGAGCCCUGAAUUCGAUCCA
Triticum aestivum (bread wheat) is the source of this 1445-nucleotide messenger RNA. Its product is annotated as polyubiquitin 11. The record is from RefSeq and is a predicted model, not a curated record. Lineage: Eukaryota; Viridiplantae; Streptophyta; Magnoliopsida; Poales; Poaceae. Gene Ontology annotation, molecular function: protein binding.